UUUGAUGCGCUGGUCGACAAGACGCUCAAGCAAUGGCACGUCCUAAGUAUCUCCUUCGCCAUCACGGAUCGCUCAUCGACUCACACCAAAUGCUACGGAUUAGCGGACGUCGAUUCAAGCACCCCAGUCGACGACAAGACUUUACAUUAUAUCGCAUCCCUCACCAAAGCACACCUCUCCGCAGCCUGGGCACUGUACAUCUCCUCCGCCGCCAACCAGGCAAAGCCAGAACGCGAGCGUAUCACAUGGAGAACUCCACUAGCCCACAUAAUCCCCGACGACUUCCAGCUCUCAGACCCAGCGCGAACCAACGAAGUCACACUGGAAGACGCACUAUCCCACCGCACCGGCUUGCCGCGACACGACCAAUCCCGCGAACGCUUCGACAUCAAGACCACAAAAGCGCUGACGCGCAACCUGCGCAAUCUGCCCUUCCAAAACAGCCUGAGAACGCGGUUCGAGUAUUGCAACGUCAUGUUCGUCGCCGCUUCGCACGCCCUCGAAACCGUGACGGGCAAGCCUCUUGCCACCGUGCUGCGCGAAUGGCUCUGGGACCCUAUGGGCAUGGACUCGACGUACGCAGGCGACAGCGAAGCAGCGUGGACUGCAGAUGGAAAUACGCUAGCAACGGGCUAUGCGUGGAGCAAACCGCGAGAUGCAGGCGCAGACGUAGCCGCAGAGCUCGAGGAGCAACCGCACCCCGACCUCUCCGUAACCUCCGGCGCGGGCUACGCAAUCUCCACCGUGCGCGACUACAUCAAGUGGAUGCAGGGCCUGCUCGGGAUAAUAGAUAGUCCACUAACCGACGACAUAGUGCACAGCCUCUGGACCGCGCGCACACUCGUGCACGAGCAGGCGCGCAAACCGCCGUGCGAGGGCCUCGUGGGUUAUGGCCUGGGCUGGUUCAUCGCCAUGUAUAGAGGGCAGGAGGUGCGCUGGCACUCCGGCGGCCUCGCAGGCGCUGGGAGCCUCGUGGUCAUCCUUCCCAACCUGCAGUGGGGAGUCACGUACUUCGCCAAUGCACACGAUGUGAGCGCUUCGCUGAAGGGCCUUGCGUUCGAAUUAGUCGACAUUCGUCUCGACGUCCCCGAGCAGGAGCGG
Molecule: messenger RNA, 1101 nt
Organism: Neohortaea acidophila
Lineage: Eukaryota; Fungi; Ascomycota; Dothideomycetes; Mycosphaerellales; Teratosphaeriaceae
Product: beta-lactamase/transpeptidase-like protein
Exons: 1
Source: RefSeq, a predicted model, not a curated record